AGCUGUGAGGUGACUCCACACAGACAGCUCUGGACGGCUCACAUUUUGUGUUUUGUUUAUUUCUUCUGCAGCCUGGAAAUCAUGAAUACCAGCCCUCUACUUAUUUUAGAGCUAAAUGAGUUACUGGUGGACUCUACAAUUAAUAAGAAGGCUUUCAUGUCUCAGAAUGAUAACCAAGCAAUAAGGAACAUAUCCAUAGUUGAAAGGACUGAAAGGCGACAAACAGAAUCAGUGGAAACAAUGGCUACAGCAGCGGAUGCUCUUGGGAGUAUAGCUAUCGACGCUACGCACCUCACUAUGUCGGUCACAGACCCCACCGCUUGGGCCACAGCAAUGAACAACCUUGGGAUUGUUCCUGUAGGACUUGCUGGACAACAGCUUGUAUCAGAUUCAAUCUGUGUGCCGGGCUUUGAUCCAAGCUUAAGCAUGAUGACUGGUAUAACUCAGAUCAAUCCAAUGAUGGCAGGAAUGGGCCUUUUGCCACCACUACCAACUCAGUUACCUAUUGUCAAAGAGAUUAUUCACUGCAAAAGCUGCACCCUAUUCCCACCCAACCCCAAUUUGCCUCCACCCUCAACUAGAGAGAGGCCCCCGGGCUGUAAAACUGUGUUCGUUGGAGGACUCCCUGAAAAUGCAACAGAUGAGAUUAUUCAAGAACUAUUUGAGCAAUGCGGUGAUAUUACAGCUAUUCGCAAAAGCAAGAAGAAUUUUUGUCACAUACGAUUUGCAGAGGAAUUUAUGGUUGAUAAAGCCAUUUACCUCUCUGGCUAUCGGAUGAGACUGGGAUCCAGCACAGACAAAAAGGACUCUGGCCGCCUUCAUGUUGAUUUUGCUCAAGCAAGAGAUGACUUUUAUGAGUGGGAAUGCAAGCAGAGAAUGCUUGCCAGAGAAGAACGGCAUAGACGCAAAUUAGAGGUAGACAAGCUGAGACCCCCGUCACCUCCAGCUAUUAUGCAUUAUUCAGAACACGAAGCAGCAAUGCUUGCUGAGAAACUUAAAGAUGAUACCAAAUUUUGUGAAGCCAUCACCGUGCUUUUUACUUGGAUUGAGCGAGGAGAAGUAAACAGGCGAUCAGCAAACCAAUUUUAUUCCAUGAUCCAGUCAGCAAACAGUCACGUACGGCGACUUAUGAAUGAGAAGGCAGCUGAUGAAGAAAAAAUGGAAGACGCCAAGGAGAUCUUUAAAACAGCACUUUUUGGGAUUCUCACUCAAUUUGAGCAGAUUGUGGCCGUUUUCAACGCUUCUACCAGACAAAAAGCAUGGGACCAUUUCUCGAAAGCUCAACGCAAGAAUAUUGACAUUUGGCGAAAACACUGUGAGGACUUGCGAAAUGCACAAAGUGAGCAGCUUAUGGGAAUCCGCCGGGAAGAGGAAAUGGAAAUGUCUGACGAUGACAGCAAUGACAUCCCAAAUAAAAAAGCUAGACUGGAUGAAUCUGCUUUAGCUGCUCAGGCCUAUGCACUGAAAGAAGAAAACGACAGCCUCAGGUGGCAGCUAGAUGCUUACAGGAAUGAAGUAGACCUUCUGAAGCAAGAGAAAGGACAUCAUGGACGAACAGAAGAAAGUGUAACCAAGGACCAGCAGCUGCAGUUUUUACAGCAAACUAUGCAAACUAUGCAACAGCAAUUAGCCGCAAUGCAGGAAGAGUUAAACAAUAAAAAGAGUGAGCUGGAGAAAGCCAAGGAAGAGCAGACACAUGCACAUGCGCUGGUCAGAGUUCUCAAAGAACAGCUCAAAAGUGCCAAAGAGGUUACAGAUGUCACCAACCAGGAAUACCUUAGCAAAGAAACCAGCACUGUCAGUGUUGCUGUGUACAACCACGAUAAAGAAAAAGAUGCUGAAAAACAAAGGCAAUCUCUCAAGUCAGAAAAAGAAGCCCUGCUAAUAGGCAUCACAUCUACAUUUCUCAAUGUCCAUCCCUUUGGAGCCAAUACAGAAUACUUGUGGUCCUAUCUGCAACAGCUGGACUCAACGAUAUCAGCCAAUGAAAUUGAGACACUGUUGACGAAGUUGCCUCGUAUGUUCAAACAAGAAUUCACAGGUGUUGGUGCCACACUGGAAAAGAGAUGGAAGUUCUGUGCCUUUGAAGGAAUCAAAACAACUUGACAGGGAACUGCAGAGACUUUCCCCCGGGAUAUAUUGCAGACAUAAUGAACACGUCGCAGGGAAGCUGAAGUCUAACUGUACUUACUACAUCCGUGAUGUGCUCUCAUGAGUGACAAUGUCAUUGUCCUUGCAAUUUUCUUGCAGAAUUGUGAUAGACCUUUUUGCUGUUAAAAGAAACCCAACAAAGGUUUUACUUUGGUUAUAGGCAGUUUUUGGAAAUGUGUUUUAUCUGUUAUUGGUCAGUAGCAGAGACAUGUGCUUUCUGGAAAUCAAUCUCAACAGAUUAGCCCAAACGGGAAACAUGGCAUCUCAUCCACUUCUCUGAAUUAUCCUUCUGAUAUUGGAAGACAUCAAUCAUUUUCUAGAGCCGAUCCAUUUUAUUAGAGGGAUAAGUUACGCAGAAGGUACUUACAUCAUUUAAUAGUGUAUAAUAUCAAGUUCUUACCAAAAGUGUCCCUGAUGUAUUUUUACAUUCUCCACACAAUCUGCCUCAGGCUAUCAUUUAGAUACUUCUACAUGACAGUUUAGCAGCUAUUGUAUCUCGCAGAAGUUUAGCAGCUUCCAUCCACCCGGAGAUUAAUGUCAGCAAAUACAGGCUAUGGAGGAAUUCCGCAUGCAAAUGGCGACUAAAUGAAUCUUUUUUACUAAUAUUAUAAAUAAAGCUGAAGUUGAGAGUAUCCCAUCAACAAUUGUAAAUCAAUCUUCCUGAUGUAAAUAUUGAUUUAAGCUACUGUUGUUUUACAGUGUUGUGUAAUAUAUUCAUAGAGAUGCAUUUAAAUAAAUAUCCUUCUGCAUUAUCUGAUUUUAUAAAAAAAACCUGUUCUGCAAUAAAUAUGAUUGCAUACA
Xenopus laevis (African clawed frog) is the source of this 2952-nucleotide messenger RNA. It is a transcript of the gene enox1.S, whose product is annotated as ecto-NOX disulfide-thiol exchanger 1 S homeolog. Gene Ontology annotation, molecular function: NADH dehydrogenase activity; protein disulfide isomerase activity; RNA binding. The record is from RefSeq and is a predicted model, not a curated record. The transcript is spliced from 15 exons. Gene Ontology annotation, cellular component: plasma membrane; extracellular region. Bases 82 to 2106 code for a protein of 674 amino acids. NCBI's taxonomy places the organism in Eukaryota, Metazoa, Chordata, Amphibia, Anura, Pipidae.